GCCUCGUCGUCGUGUCUCUGCCUCCACCAACCGUCCUGCGCGGCCGCCGCUCUCUCUAUAAAUACCACCGGACGGCUGGCCCUCAUCAUCAGUCGUCGUACCCGUUCGCUGCCGUUCAGUUCUGCCGACUCUCAACAGUGCGCCGUACAAUCGGUAACUUGUAAUAUUCCUUACAUCACUUGCAUUUUAUUGUAUUCGGUUUUUCUUUCAAUCGUACAAAAAUGAAAUCCGUACCGUUGUGCCGUAACAGUGAAUCCGGAGCCGUAACCGGUGGCCGAGUGCACAGGAAACGCGAAAACUUGGAAGACGAGAAAAUCCAAAAGUACUUGUCCAAGCUCAAAGAUUUGGUGCCACUCAUUCCUAAGGAUAAGAGAAUAUCCCGACUGGAAGUAAUUCACCACGUCAUCGAUUACAUUUGUGACUUGGAGGACAUGUUGGAAAACCAUCGGUCGGUUAACCCGGACGCGGUACACACGGCCGCUGCGGCCGUCAUGCUCUCGUCGUCCGUCCAAGCGGCCGCCGUCAGACAACCUUUGGGUAUCAUAUCAGCGCCAAAUGCUCUGGCCAAAACCGGAGCCUCGGUUAUGGCCCUAACACAACCGCAAAAUUCGUCGUCCUCUGCUGCCCAACCGAUUAUCUCUCCUAGCUCUCGAGCAUCUCAGGACAAGCUAUCGAAUUCGCCAGAAUCAAGAGCCGUUAGUUGUUAGAUUUAACAAUUUAACAAUCAGUUAUAAAUUAUUUUAUGAAGAAAAAACGUUGCUCAUCAUCACCGUCGUCGUCGUCGUCACAAACACCGAAAUUAUUGUCACCCAAUUCAAACAACACCUUCGAUUUGGUCGACAUUCAGUAACCUUCGGCAAAUUUCUGGGAAAAUUAUUAAACAAUUACGAUGAAUUGAAUUUACUGUCGACACAUUCCAAAAAGUAGAACUCUUGAAAAACUCCCGUUGGGUUUUAUUUUACUCACCUUUUGUUUUGUUUAUGAAAAGCGCGUUUUUUUUAGUUGUACAGAUUUAGGUUAACGAUCCUAAUUGUUAUUAUUAUUUUAUUUUUAUUUUUUUGUUAUGACUGUGAUCCUAUCGUCGUAGAGCCUAGAUUUUAGUAUUUGUAUAGAUUUUUUAUUGGUAUUCAAUUACCAUAUUAACAACUAUAAAAUUCAAAAUUUAUUUAUGUAAAACACGAUCGGGUGGAUUAAAACAUUUGAGAAAAUAUUUAUUUUUAUAUAAUCCACUCAAUGGCAUGUAAUGAAUUUUAUGUAAACCAUACAGUAGAUAUACAAAUAUUUAUACAUAAAUCUAUUGGAUUAUGUAAAGCGUGUACGUGGUGCGCUCUUAUUUCUUUGAAGUAUAUAGUUUUUUUCUCUUUUUGUUUUCUUUUAUUAAAUGAUUUAUAUUGUUUGGGUAUAUUAAUUACUUGAGUUACUAGCCUAUAAUAAUUCAAUUAUAUAACGAUUUAUUACAAACAAA
Daktulosphaira vitifoliae (grape phylloxera) is the source of this 1465-nucleotide messenger RNA. It is a transcript of the gene emc, whose product is annotated as protein extra-macrochaetae. Gene Ontology annotation, molecular function: transcription regulator activity; protein dimerization activity. The record is from RefSeq and is a predicted model, not a curated record. Gene Ontology annotation, biological process: circadian regulation of gene expression; cell differentiation; negative regulation of transcription by RNA polymerase II. NCBI's taxonomy places the organism in Eukaryota, Metazoa, Arthropoda, Insecta, Hemiptera, Phylloxeridae. The coding region runs from base 222 to 707 and encodes 161 amino acids. Gene Ontology annotation, cellular component: cytoplasm; nucleus. The transcript has 2 exons.